Leguminivora glycinivorella is the source of this 1854-nucleotide messenger RNA. It is a transcript of the gene cce-3, whose product is annotated as esterase FE4-like. NCBI's taxonomy places the organism in Eukaryota, Metazoa, Arthropoda, Insecta, Lepidoptera, Tortricidae. The record is from RefSeq and is a predicted model, not a curated record. Gene Ontology annotation, molecular function: hydrolase activity.
CAAGAUGCAUCUAACUACAAAUAAACAAUAUUGAAUGGACAAAAUUAGAAUCAGUAGUAUACUUAACUAGCAAAUAAGUUCAAAAUGCAGUAAAUUCAAAAUGCAUCAACCAACAAAUAUUGAGUGGAUAGAAUGAGAAUCAGGAGUAUAGUAGCAAUAUGCUACGUGAAGGCGGUGCUGAGCGUCUUCACGCCGAAGGUCAGGAUCGAGCAGGGCGUGCUGAGGGGUCUGCGGAGCUUCUCCGGCCAGCGCAGGUUCUAUGGCAUCCCUUACGCUGUCAGCACGAGGUUUCAGCCCCCGAGAGAGCCUCCCCCCUGGCGCGGCACGUUGCUCGCCGUCCGCCGCUUCGGCGCGUGCGCACAGAGCGUCUCCUUCCUGUCCCUGGGCUCCGAGCACUGCCUGCGCCUCGACGUGCACGCCCCGGCCUCCGGCUCCAACCUACCCGUCCUCGUCUUCAUCCACGGAGGCGCCUACUACUACGGCACCAGAGCACACUACGACCCCAACUAUCUAGUCGCCAAACACGUUAUAGCUGUCAUAAUCAACUACAGAGUCGGAGUUCUAGGCUUCUUAUGCCUGAAUGGAGUCGCCAACUUAGGCCUGAAAGACCAAGUUGCUGCCCUCAAGUGGAUAAGAAGGAACAUAGGCGCGUUCGGAGGAGAUCCAGACAAUGUGACGAUAGCCGGCCAGAGCGCCGGCGCUAGCGCGGCCGCUAUGCAUUUACUCUCCAAAUCCAGUGAAGGUCUAUUCCAUAAACUUAUCCUUAUGAGUGGCACCCCUUUGAGCCCUUGGGCGUUUAACUUGGAGCCUCUAAAACCGGCUUAUGAGGACGCUAGUAAACUCGGUCCAGCCAGGACUGAACAAGACGUAUACAACAUUUUUAUGAACGCGACGUUAAAAGAUCUGUUGGAAAGCACGCAUGAUAGAUCAGUAAGCACCAGAUAUUUCAAAUAUUCUCCAUGUAUGGAUGUAAACUUUCCUGAAUCUUUCUUUUGGGAUACUCCAUACGACAUCAUUCGAUCUGAAUCUUUGAGGCCAGUCCCAAUGAUUUUAGGAUACGCCGAUGUGGAAGGUAUGUUGUUCUACGGACUGAACAGCGAUCAGGAUUUUCAAGAAUGGAACUCAAACUUCGCCCAAAGACUGCCAUCCGUUUUCUCCACGUGUUCUAAACUGGAAAAGAAGAAGAUAGUCAAGAAACUACGCUCAUGUUACUUUGGAGGUGAUAGGAUUAAUAGUAAAAACGUGAAAGGUGUAGUGAAUUAUUACUCAGACUGGAUAGCAUAUGCAUCGGUGAAUGCGUUUUCGAAGCUAAUGGUGGAGAAGUCAGCUCCUGUGUACAACUACAUGUUUUCGUACGAAGGGGGGAGGAACUUCGCGAAGGGGCUGGUCGUACAGGGCGGGGUGGCGGGCGCCUCGCAUUCGGACGACAUCUUCUACAUCUUCAAGCCGGCGGGCCUGGGACUGCCGGUCUCUGCUGAGGAUAGGCUCUUCAUAGACCGGCUGACUACCAUGCUGGCUAACUUUAUGAAGUUUGGCAACCCCACCCCCCACCGGACUCCACUACACCCAGUGCUCUGGCCCCUCGCCAACGCAUCGCUCAACACUCCUACCAUGCGCCUGGGCAACCAGUUCACAGUCAUUCCCGCUCCAGAGUCGCAUCAAGGUCGACUUCUGCUGAACUUGCUGUGUCGGUAUGGAAAGAAGGGAUUUGUGCCUUGUGAGAGUGAAGAUCUUUGUGGAAAUGAAUAGGUAUCUUCCUGCCACACGUGAAUACAUCCCUCAACUGUCCUACUAUGCGCCUGGGCAACUAGUUCACGGUGGUUCCCACGCCACAGUCGCAUCAAGGUCGACUUC